Cyprinodon tularosa is the source of this 2872-nucleotide messenger RNA. RefSeq names its product gastrula zinc finger protein XlCGF57.1-like. Gene Ontology annotation, cellular component: nucleus. NCBI's taxonomy places the organism in Eukaryota, Metazoa, Chordata, Actinopteri, Cyprinodontiformes, Cyprinodontidae. The transcript has 2 exons. The coding region runs from base 409 to 1917 and encodes 502 amino acids. The record is from RefSeq and is a predicted model, not a curated record. Gene Ontology annotation, biological process: regulation of transcription by RNA polymerase II. Gene Ontology annotation, molecular function: RNA polymerase II cis-regulatory region sequence-specific DNA binding; DNA-binding transcription factor activity, RNA polymerase II-specific.
GAUAUUUACGUCAAACCUCAUUAAUUGAACCGAAGCUUGCUUUACAAAAGGUUGUUGCUUUCAGUAUCAAAGUGAAUGGACUGUUAGCCACAGUGGAGCUAAAGCAGCUAACGUCAGACACUAAUCAAUGUUUCAGACGUUGAAGCUUUCAGAAGUGUGUUUUAGUGUUACGAGAUCACACUUGGAGUCUGUGAGACUGCGGGGAAGAUGACGGCGACUGUGGACAUGUCUUGUUUAGCCGUGGAAUCAAAGAUUGAGAUCAUUAAUGGACAGAAGUUCUGACCCAGUAUCACACUUUACAUGUUCUCUUAAGAUUUAUUAUUAUUUUUUUGUAGGGAAAGAUGUUACUUAAGCAUGUGAAGGUUAUGAACCAGGAGAAGCUCAAGUGGAGCCAGAAUCUCUGAAAUCAUGGAGGCUGACAACCCUGGAGGGCUCAGUUUGGUGUCCCCCUUACUUGCAACAUCCUCAUCAGAACUGGAGGAUAAACAAGACAAUCAAGAUCUCAUGUUCCCUGACCUUCACAUUGUGGUUGUUAAAGAAGAACGUCAUGAUCUAUGGAGCUCCAACUCAGACCAGCAGGACCCAGAGCCCCUUGAUGUAAAGGAGGAGGAGGAGGAACACUGUAUCAGCCUGAAGGAAGAUCGGCCUGUUGUGAAGAUUGAAGAAGAAGAGAAACCUCAGUUAUCAAAACUUUGUGACAUCAAAACAGAAUAUGAGAGAGAGACAGAAGCUCCAACAAGCAGCUCAGCAGUGGAGAAAGAAAUAGAAACUAACAGAGAUGACUGUGGGGGGGCAGAACCAGGGAGCAACCCUGAUCCAGAGUUUUCUUCCCAACAAAGUAAGAUUACUACUUUCAAGAGAGGUAAAGGAUCUAAAAUGAGUUUUAAGCGAAAUACUCAGAUUGGAGAAAGGCCAUUUGGUUGCAGUGUCUGUGGCAAAAGAUUCAAAUGUAAGAUUCAUGUCGAGUUUCACAUGAAGACUCACACUGCAAAGAGAGAUCAUAACUGUGACUUUUGUGGAAAAGGAUUUCAAGACGACCAUUCUCUGCAGACUCAUGUGAGAGUCCACACUGGAGAGAAACCUUUUGCCUGUAAUGAUUGUGGCAAAAGGUUUCAUGCAAAGAAUAUUCUUAACAGUCACAUGAAAGUCCAUUUGGACGAAACUUUUCCUUGUGAUGUUUGUUGCACAGUAUUUAAAAGAAAGGAAAGUCUGAAAAAGCACAUGUGGACCCACACUUCACAGAGACCGUUUGUUUGUAGUGUUUGUAGUAAAGGGUUUUUGAAACAAGAUCAUCUAAAGGGUCAUAUGCGUAUUCACACAGGGGAGAAAUCAUUCAUCUGUAGUUUCUGCAGUAAAGGAUUUUCACUGCAACACAAUCUAAAAAGACACAUGCUUGUUCACACAGGAGAGAAACCUUUGGUUUGUAGCGUUUGCAGUAAAGGAUUUUCGCAACAUUUAGAUCUGAAGAGACACAUGCGUGUUCACACAGGAGAGAAACCCUUUAGCUGUUCUGUCUGUGGUAAAGAAUUUUCAAAUCCUGGAGGUCUGAAGAAACAUAUGAAUUUUCACACUGCGCCGUUUAGUUGUAGCGACUGUAGUAAACAUUUUGUUGACAAACUGCAGUUGGAGCGACACGCGAGAGUUCACAUAGAGGAGAGACCAUUUGCUUGUAAUGUGUGUAAAAGUCGAUUUAAUCAUAAAUGUCACCUUAAAAAGCAUAUGAGAGUCCAUUCAGGAGAGAAACCGUUUAUUUGUGAUGUUUGUAGCAAAGGGUUUACAUUACAAGAGAAUCUAAAGAGGCAUAUGCGUAUUCACACAAGGGAAAAACCGUUUGUGUGCAAUGUCUGCAAUAAAGCUUUUUCACAGCACGGAAAUCUAAAGAGACACAUGGGUGUUCAUGAGGCCUGCAACUCAUGAUCAUUUUUGAUUGUUUUCUUUUCUAUCAUUACUUUUCCAGCAGUCUUCUUGGAAGCUACUGUCCUACAUUUGUUUAGAUGCUCACCUGCCCAAACUCACCUGAAUCUGAAUGAUGUGCUGAUUUUUCUGUUUUGGGUAUUGAGGAGAAUGGAUAUAACAAAAGGUUGUAGGACUGCAGCUCUUUGGGACUGGAAUAGUUGACCUCCAGUCUACAGAUUGGUAUAAAAUGUUUUCCCUAAAAAUAAUAUUUAAAAUAAUUUUCAAAAAAUUGUAUGGUAUCUAAAAUGAAUGAUGAGUUACACAAAAUCAAAUCUUAAUACCAUUACUUGAUCAUUAAAAAGUACUAGUGUAUAUCAAGGUACAAUGGGUUGUUUACCUUUCUUUUAUUUUACUGUUAGCCUCGACAUGUUAUGCUGUGUUCAAACAGGGUUUUAAUUAUGUCCAACAAACACUUACAAGGUUGGAGUUCUGAUGAUUUAAACAGUCUGUUCGAGAGGUCAUGGUUUCAAAUCCCGGACGACACCCCAUCUAAUGUUGCAAAAAUAAAGGGAAGUAACAUCACACCCAAUGUUGUAGGUGUAAUGUCCUUUCUUAAAAAAAAAUAAAUCAUUCCUUGCUUGAAAGCAUGACUGAUUCAAAAAAACAGCUGCAACACAAAGAUUUGAAAUUAUAUUUAAUAAAAGUUUAUUUAGCCAAACACGAAAAUCUUGUUACUUGGAAACAAAACUGUUUCAACCUCCAUAGUAACUAAACAAGUGUUGACAAGGUCAAAAUGUUUUAGAAAUGUAGUCUGGUGCAAACUAUACCCCAUCAUUUUCCGGCAAAAUAGGUAGAUCUGUUCAUUCAACAGCAAGAUAUACUGCUCUGAAAAAUAUGUGCAUUUAAUGUGGGACUCACUCACAUAUCAACUAUUCUUACAGACGGUUUGUUCUGUAAAUACUGGGUUGGGGAAUUU